Messenger RNA from Xiphias gladius (swordfish), 1287 nucleotides. Its product is annotated as zinc finger protein Gfi-1b-like. Gene Ontology annotation, molecular function: DNA-binding transcription factor activity, RNA polymerase II-specific; RNA polymerase II cis-regulatory region sequence-specific DNA binding. NCBI's taxonomy places the organism in Eukaryota, Metazoa, Chordata, Actinopteri, Istiophoriformes, Xiphiidae. Gene Ontology annotation, cellular component: nucleus. The coding region runs from base 241 to 1143 and encodes 300 amino acids. Gene Ontology annotation, biological process: regulation of transcription by RNA polymerase II. The record is from RefSeq and is a predicted model, not a curated record. The transcript is spliced from 7 exons.
CCUAACUGAAACUACUGUAAGCAGCAGCAACACAGAUAAACACCAAAGAGCUGAGACUGCGGCCUGACCCUGAGGCUGCCUGUUGAUGGGUGUGAGAAAGAGAAAGGAGGACAUUGUCAGCAACGAGGACACUAGAAACACUCUCAACAUUCAGCUGUGCAGUACAAAGUCUCCUGCAGGUUUAUUCCAGAGGAUUUUUACCUCGUGUCCAAUCACUCCCUCGUCAGUCACCAUUCUGCUAUGCCGCGGUCGUUCCUGAUCAAGAGUAAAAAAACAAAUUUACUCACAUCUAAGGAAUCCUUUAGAGAACACCCCCAGUUCCAAACAGAUGCUGAGCAGUCUCUGCAGCAUGUGAUGGGACAGGCCAGAAGGCAUUCUGAAGAUGCUGUGCAGUCUUUGUCCCCCAUAUUAGGGGUCAAAGACCUUCUGGCUGAAGCCUGCUCGCCAUUUAACAUUGGCCCCAAAGAUGAUCCUUGGACUUCAGCAAAAGUCCCUGUGGAGAACAGAGAUACUCCUCUGCCUGUCUCGCCUUGGUCACCAGACAGACAUCAGACAUCUGAAAGAGAAAGGGAACUGGAGAGACUGGUCUUCCUGUUACUCAACCACACAUCACACACUGACCUUAAAUCCCCUGUCAGCCAAUGUCCACUCUGUGAAAAGUCUCUUUCAGAAUUCCUACUAUCAGGUGGCCUGCAGGCUCAUGUCCAACCCCUCUAUGUCCCAUUGACAAGAUCGCCCAUAGCCACAGACAUGCCCCACAUGCCCUUCGGCUUCAGAGCAAUUGGCAGCUAUAGUAGAACUAAGGAGCGUAGCUUUGGCUGCAAAGUGUGUGGGAAGGUGUUCAAGCGCUCCUCCACUCUGUCCACACACCUCCUCAUCCACUCAGACAUACGACCCUACCCCUGCCAGUACUGCGGUAAAAGGUUCCACCAGAAGUCAGACAUGAAGAAACACACUUUCAUACACACAGGUGAGAAACCACACGUGUGCAAGGUGUGCGGUAAAGGAUUCAGUCAAAGCUCCAACCUCAUCACCCACAGCCGAAAGCACAGCAGCUACCAGCCAUUCAGCUGUCCUCGCUGUCAACGCACCUUCCAGCGCAGGGUUGACCUACAGCACCACCAAGAGACGCAGUGUAGCUAAGGAAAUAUGUACACUCAAAACUGAGGCCACGGCGCAAUGAAGUGAUAGCGAAACUGGGUAAAAUGGAAUUUGUAAAUAAUACUCAAUCAGUCAUAAUUGUAAAAGUCUAAAAAAAAUGAAUAUUAAGUAAUGACAUGCAUGCCU